GGCGUAGAAUGCAAUCAGAAGCGCAUCGUCCGUGAGUGGAGAGUAAAAGGAGGGAAUGAAGGAGAAGACUGAAUCAGUGUCCACAUUCAUUCAUUCAUUGUUUAAUGGUACCCUCUUCCCUCACAAAAUUCAAACCCCUUUCAAUGCCUUCGCCUUCGCCUUCGCCAUUUACAUUACAUGACAUGGCAUAACACACACCACUCUCUCUCCCUAUUUUCCACACCAAACCAAAACAAAACCUCGUAACCUCAUUUCACAAGGUUAAGGUAACUCCCAGAUUCACACCCAACAUUUUCUUCUUGUAAUCCAUGAAAUGCAAUUAAUAGCUUAAUAUUGAUCAAUAGAGAAGACUAGGGGACUUGUUUGCAAUGUCAACUCUGAGCAAUUCAACGAAUAUAUUUUGGCAAGAUUGUCAAAUAGGAAGGCCUGAAAGGCAGAAGCUACUUAACCAAAAGGGAUGUGUCGUAUGGAUUACUGGACUCAGCGGAUCAGGAAAAAGCACAUUAGCAUGUUCCCUAAGCAGAGAACUGCACUCAAGGGGAAAGUUAUCUUAUGUCCUUGAUGGAGAUAACCUUCGGCAUGGACUAAACAAGGAUCUUGGUUUUAAACCUGAAGAUCGCACUGAAAAUAUUCGCAGAACUGGAGAAGUAGCAAAACUCUUUGCCGAUGCUGGUUUAAUAUGUGUUGCCAGUCUGAUAUCUCCUUACAGAAGAGACCGAGACAUCUGCCGUGCAAUGUUACCUGAUAAAAAUUUUAUUGAGGUCUUCAUGAACAUGCCUCUAGAAUUGUGUGAGGCACGAGAUCCAAAGGGCCUCUAUAAGCUUGCCCGUGCUGGAAAAAUCAAAGGUUUUACUGGCAUUGAUGAUCCUUAUGAACCACCCAUAAAUUGUGAGAUUGAAAUAAAGCAAGAAGGUGGAGUUUGUCCAACACCCACUUUGAUGGCAGGACAAGUAGUUACUUACUUGGAGGACAAAGGAUUUCUUGAAUGUUAGGAUUUUGAUAAUUAUAUCUAAUGGUUGAUCAUUUGUAGUGUGAGUAUUCUCUAAUAUAAUGUUUCUUUCAAAUGAUGUUAAAAUUCUAGGAAGUGCGGGGUAGGAAAGUGGUCAGAGAAUUAAUGCACUUGUAAAAUUCAAUGAUAUAUAAUUUUUACAAUUCAUUCUAUAGGUUGAUCAAGAAGUUCAGGAUAUUUUUGAAC
Messenger RNA from Abrus precatorius (Indian licorice), 1195 nucleotides. RefSeq names its product adenylyl-sulfate kinase 3. Lineage: Eukaryota; Viridiplantae; Streptophyta; Magnoliopsida; Fabales; Fabaceae. Gene Ontology annotation, molecular function: adenylylsulfate kinase activity; ATP binding. Gene Ontology annotation, biological process: sulfate assimilation. The coding region runs from base 369 to 992 and encodes 207 amino acids. The record is from RefSeq and is a predicted model, not a curated record. The transcript is spliced from 7 exons.